GUUUAAGACUGACGACGAGCGGGAAGCAAGAAACCCAAAAUCUGCACAAAUGGCGUCCCACUUCCUUUUCCCCCAAAAUUUGCGAGCCAUCGAAGAAGAACGGGAAGACAACCUUCUCUACGCUCAGAAACCCAUCGACGUCGCUUCGCUUUCUUCCUCCGAACUUGAAGAAUUCGUCAAAGGUGCAUCUUUUGAUCUCUCUGAUAAAGAAGUUUUCUGUAUUGAAGAGCAAGACAUGUUUGAUCGUGUUUAUUCUUUGGUCCGUGGUUUCUGUAGUCUCAUUCCAUCUUGCAAAGUCAUAGUUGUGGAAAGUCUUCGGUCCAAUCUUAGUGUUCUUCUUCCAAAUAUUGAUUCACUGUCACGUCAGGAUGAUGAAACACCUAUGCUUGAUCGAAUCUCAUCCUUUCGCAAUGCUUUUAAAAUUUACACAUUCUUUCUUUUCAAUAUCGUCUUGGCUGAGGAGUCCAACAGUGCUUCUAGUAACAAUGCAAAGGUUACAGCAAGUGUUCGUAGGAAGAAGCCCAUUAGUUCAUGGAACUGGGAGCCGCAACGGGGUCGACACCAUUACAUGGCACAAUCAUGUGCUUCAAUCUUGCACCUGAUUCAUAAAUAUGAUUUUGUUGUUACUUCCAUGGCUGAUGCUGUUGCUGGGGCUGAGAAGAGGUUUGCUGAUGGAACACUUGCAAGUUCUCUUAUCAGAGAGAUAGGGAGAACAAGCCCCAAGGCCUACGUGAAGGACACAGUUGGUGCUGAAAAUAUUGGACGUUUUCUGGUGGAGCUUGCUGACCGUCUGCCAAAAUUAUUGUCAAUCAACAUUGGAGUUCUAGUCCCCCACUUUGGUGGAGAAUCUUAUAAGAUAAGGAAUGCUCUAGUUGGUGUUUUGGGUAAAUUAGUUGCAAAAGCAUUUAAGGAUGUUGAAGGUGAAAUGAGUUCUAAAUCUGUCCGUCUUCGGACCAAGCAAGCCAUGUUGGAAAUUUUACUUGAGCGCUGUCGGGAUGUUUCAGCUUAUACAAGGAGUAGAGUUCUUCAGGUCUGGGCUGAACUUUGUGAGGAGCAUUCUGUGUCAAUUGGUUUGUGGAAUGAAGUUGCAGCUGUUGCUGCUGGGAGGUUGGAAGAUAAGAGUGCCAUUGUUAGAAAAUCUGCGCUAAAUUUACUUAUCAUGAUGUUGCAGCAUAAUCCAUUUGGUCCACAGCUCAGAAUAGCUUCAUUUGAAGCAACCCUACAGCAGUACAAGAAUAAGUUAAAUGAGCUUGAACCAAAUAAGCCUUCAGAGAGUCCAAUAGAUGGUUUGCCAUAUGAUGAUGAUGGUGAGGUUGACAAUAAUGCAAAUGCUGAACAGAUAAUUGAAGAGCAGCCUGACAGUCUAACCGACAGUUUAUCCUACAUGGAUCAAGGAAUUGCUGAGAAGGAUGGUUCAGUGCCAGAUGUUGGGAACUUGGAGCAAACCAGGGCCUUGGUUGCAUCACUGGAGGCUGGCUUGAUGUUCUCUAAAUGCAUAUCUGCUACAAUGCCAACUCUUGUUCAAUUAAUGGCUUCUUCUUCUGCCACUGAUGUCGAGAACACAAUACUCUUGUUGAUGCGGUGCAGACAGUUCCAAGUUGAUGGUGCAGAUGCUUGCCUCCGUAAAAUGCUGCCACUGGUAUUUUCUCAGGACAAGUCCAUAUAUGAAGCUGUGGAGAAUGCCUUCAUAACAAUUUAUAUUAGGAAAAAUGCAACAGAAACAGCUAAGAACCUUUUGAAUCUCGUUGUAGAUUCAAACAUUGGAGAUCAAGCUGCCUUGGAAUUCAUUAUUAGUGCCUUGGUGUCAAAAGGUGACAUAUCUGGUAGCACAAUAUCAGCAUUAUGGGAUUUCUUUUGUUUUAAUAUUAAUGGAACAACUGCCGAGCAAAGUUGUGGUGCUUUAUCUGUUCUUUGCAUGGCGGCAAAAUCAUCCCCUGGGAUUCUUGGUUCUCACCUACAGGACAUUAUUGAUAUUGGGUUUGGUCGAUGGGCCAAAGUGGAACCUUUGCUUGCUAGGACUGCAUGCAUUGCUAUUCAGAGAUUGUCUGAAGAGGACAAGAAAAAAUUGUUGCUUACUAAUGGCAGUCGGAUAUUUGGUAUUCUGGAAAGCUUAGUUACUGGUUUUGGUCUUCCAGAUAAUAUAUGGUAUGCAGCUGCUGAUAAAGCAAUAGGUGCCAUAUAUAUGAUUCAUCCAAGUCCAGAAAUCAUAGCUGCUGAAAUUGUGAAAAAGUCCCUUUCUUCUGUUUUUAAUGGUACUGAAGGACAUGCAUCUGAGAAUGACAUAAACAGCAGCAAAGACAGCAUAUGUUCUGCUGUUCAAGUGGCAAAACUUGGUAGAUAUUUAUUUGUUGUGAGUCAAGUUGCCAUGAACCAACUGGUAUAUAUUGAAUCCUGCGUUAGGAAGAUUCAAAAACAGAAGGUUGCUAAAGACAAAAUGGAUGCUGAUGGUACAGCAAAUGCUGAUAAGCAAAAGGACAAUAGCAUCAAUGCUGAGCUAGGCCUUGCUGCCUCUGAAGAUGCGAUACUUGACAUGCUUGCUGAAAAAGCAGAAAAAGAAAUUGUUUCUGGCGGUUCCAGUGAGAAGAAUUUGCUUGGAGAAUGUGCACCUUUCCUCUCUAAGCUUUGCAAAAAUUUUUCCUUGAUGAAGAAGUAUCCAGAACUACAGGCUUCUGCAAUGCUUGCAGUGUGUCGAUUUAUGAUCAUUGAUGCAAACUAUUGUGAUGCAAAUCUUCAGCUUCUCUUCACCGUUGUAGAGAAUGCACAAUCAGAAAUUGUUCGUUCUAAUUGCAUUAUUGCUCUUGGAGAUUUGGCAGCUCGCUUUCCUAACCUGUUAGAACCAUGGACUGAGAACAUGUAUGCUCGAUUGAGGGAUCCUUCAGUUUCAGUUCGGAAGAAUGCUGUUCUGGUGCUUUCACAUCUCAUAUUAAAUGACAUGAUGAAGGUAAAAGGCUACAUAAAUGAAAUGGCCAUCCGAGUAGUAGAUGAAGACGAAAGAAUUUCAAGCCUAGCAAAACUCCUGUUUCAUGAGUUGUCUAAGAAAGGAAGCAAUCCGAUAUAUAAUUUGCUUCCAGAUAUACUUGGAAAAUUAUCUAACCAAAAUCUGGAGAGAGAGUCUUUCUGCAAUAUCAUGCAAUUCUUAAUUGGUUCAAUCAAGAAGGACAAACAAAUGGAAGCACUGGUUGAAAAGCUUUGCAACAGGUUCACUGGAGUCACAGAUGUUAGACAAUGGGAGUAUAUUUCUUAUUGUCUUUCUCAGUUAACUUUCACUGAAAAGGGAAUGAAAAAGCUCAUAGAGUUGUUUAAGACUUACGAACACGCCCUAGCUGAGGACACCGUGAUGGAUCAUUUUAGAAACAUUAUUAAUAAGGGUAAGAAGUUUGCAAAACCAGAACUUAAAGUAUGCAUUGAGGAGUUUGAGGAGAAGCUUAAUAAGUUCAACUUAGAGAAGAAGGAGCAAGAGCUGACAGCAAGAAAUGCUGAAAUUCAUCGGCAGAAAGUCAGUAACAUGGAAGGUUUUGUUGUUGCCAGUAAUGAAAGGGAAGGAAGUGCAGACUCUGACACAGAUGGAGAAGUCAUAAAUGCAUCCACGGAGGGGACAAACCAGUCCUUGGAUGAGUUAUCAAAGUCUAAAUUUGUUGCAUCAGAGGAGUCUUCUGCUGCUUCAAGUGAUGUAACUGAAUCGGAAGCAGAUGGAUUUGAAGUUACUUCACCCAAAGUUGACACAAGAGGGGUCUGCAAAACCAGGGCCAAGAAAAGCCAAAUGAGAGAACCAAAGGGCACUGUUUCUGCAGCUGCCAGAAGAAGUAUUAGGUCAAAACAAAGGUAGGUUCAAAAUGGAAAGCUAUGUUGAUUGAUGCAAGUUGACCUUAAUCACUAGUCAUUUUUGUAUAUUGACAGUGCAAAUUCCCUCGCCUUUUUUUGUAAAAUGAUGCCCAUUUUUUAUUGAUAUUUUACUUAGGUGGGACAUGUGAAUUGUAAUGUUUCCACUCGUUUAAUGCCAUGAUUGUUAUUAAUGAUAGGAGUCUUGAUAGUGGAGGUGAGUUUGUCACUAGUAUAAAACAGGUUUCCAUUCCUCCAUUACAAAUUCACUUGUUUAAUGUCAUUUUUGUAUAUUGACAGUACAAAUUCAGUUGCCU
Rubroshorea leprosula is the source of this 4136-nucleotide messenger RNA. NCBI's taxonomy places the organism in Eukaryota, Viridiplantae, Streptophyta, Magnoliopsida, Malvales, Dipterocarpaceae. The record is from the annotation of a GenBank genome assembly.